Messenger RNA from Aphanomyces invadans, 899 nucleotides. RefSeq lists its product as hypothetical. NCBI's taxonomy places the organism in Eukaryota, Oomycota, Saprolegniomycetes, Saprolegniales, Verrucalvaceae. Bases 9 to 845 code for a protein of 278 amino acids. The record is from RefSeq and is a predicted model, not a curated record. The transcript is spliced from 4 exons.
GCGCGAACAUGAAGCACAACCCACCAGCAGACAUCUCCUUGGCGCUUUGGAUAGGUGGAGGAUCCCUUCUCGCGAUCGCCUUCCUGCUUCGUAUGUACUGCAGACGGCGACGAACGCGAUUCCACUCCCCCUUGGACGUGUCCAGCGUGACAUUGUCUGAAAACAUUGCCAGGCGAAAGUUGGACCUCCAACGCUUCAUCCAUUCCUUGCAACGGCAGUUGGCGAAUCGCCAACAGCAGCUCGAAAUGCAUGACCGCGUGGAGCAAGUGCUGACGACGCGCGAAAUGCUCGAGUCGCCCCCUUCGGACGACCGGCAAUGGGUAGAGAUCAUGCGGCGCGGCAAGGAAAUGUAUCAGGACGAGUGGGAAGUUGGCGAAAAUGGAAAUCUACCUCUAGGAGUGCUGUUCAACAUGCACAAGGAGGAGCUGCUGGCCACAGCUCGAGCUACGCCGCGACAGGCCGCCUCCAGCCAUGCGAAGGAUAUUGAACGUCAGAACCAAGCAACAUUAUUGCUGCACGAAGCCAUGCAAACCAGCCGACAGCAGAGUGUUCAAGGUGCAUCAGCGGCCGCAGUCAUACCCGCAGCGUCGCAGUGGAAAUCUCAGCGUAGAGUUGGGACGACUUCGACGCCCAUGGUCGGAAAGGAGAAGGCGGUCCCAGCCGCCGUCGAGACAAGCAGUAUUUGGAGUCACCAUCGCUUUCCAUCGCAAAGUAGUCACACAGUCCCACAACGGCAACCACCUUCGCCAGUGCCGCGACUGAAUCUGACAGCGCUGGCGGGGACCCCAUCUCCACCAGGACAAGUCGUGUCGAUCAAAGAUAUAUUCAAGCGAUUGCAAGCAUGAUGCAUGAAUCCACCACGACCCCACGUUGGCAGUCUAUUCCUUGUGCCGCUUGGA